CGCAAGCCGCAACAAGACAGGAACUAAGCCCGCAACAAGACAGGAUCGAAGUUCCGCCAACAGCCACGCCACGCCACGCCACGCCACAGCUCGAAUCACUCGAGAGAGACGGACUGUGUAAACGCCGUCCGUCAACUCUUUCGUGAGUUAGUUCUUAACGUCCAACAGCGUUUGGGCUGCGCAUGCGUGUCCCAGGCAUGUGUCAAGUGCUCGUCGACUGCGACCAGGCGUUCCCUCUUCGGGCCCAAAGUCUUGCAACCGUCCAGACUGUGUUGUGCUUGCAGACACGCGCGUCUAACUCGUGUUGAUGGGGAAGAGAAUCGCGUGCAUCUGGUCUUUGGUCAACUUCUUCGGGCCUUUGCUGGUUGCCACGGUGAUGGUGAAUCUCCACACGUCCACUGUCCCAGCAGAAGCGAGGUGCCAGGACUUGGGUGAGUUGCGUGUCCUGGAAGGUGAGGCGUCGUGGGUGCGCUGUCCCUUCCGGGGCCUGGCCAAUGGCUCGUCGUCGCACGCCCUGACGUGGUACCGCCUCCUCCCCGGACACCUUGAACGACCAAUCAAGCGCAGGUCAACUUCGAGUGGCACGCUGCAAAAUGCUGUUAGAUUGCUCCUCACAUUCACAUGCUUCUUUGCGUGGUUCCGCGGCAGUGGGCGUGUGAGCACCGAGCGCGACUGCUUGCGCUUUCAACCGGCCGCGGCUGAGGAUUCGGGCCGCUACGCCUGCCGGCUACGGAACCGGUCGGCGUGCGUGAACGUGAGGGUCGUCAGCCGGCCGCAGGAGGCGCCGGAGGAUCCCAAAUGCCAUUGGCCGCUCGCCGCCGAGCCCGGUCAGGUCGUCAUCCCUUUGGAGGGCGACAUGGUUCUGGAGUGCCCCGACUGGCGAGAGGUCGCCGCCGCCGCGGCCGACGACGCGCCCGCCGUCAUCUGGUACCACGCUUGCGAGCAGCCCGACCGAUGGACUAGCGACCGCGAGCAGGUCGGCGCCCGUCUUCAGGUCCACUACAUGGUGGACCACUACCAAGGGCUUUACGUGUGCCAGGUGCACUACCGGCGAAGCGGCCGAGCGCUUCAUUUCACACGCGGCCUCAACGUCACCGCUGUCUCAGCCUCUUCACUGCCCAAAGUGCCCAGCGUGCUCCAACCGACACGCGAGCAUGUCUUCAGCGUCAAACGGGGCCAGGACGUACGUCUGCUAUGCACGGGACACUUUCCCUACUUGGACCAGGACUUGGAGUGGGACAUCUGGUGGAGCGUGGACGGGAACAGGACGGAGCAGCUGGCAGAGCGCCGAUUCUCCACAAGCAACAGGCGCUUGCGCAGCCGAUACGGCGAUCGCACCGAGGAGAGCGUCCUGCUGAUUCGCAACUUUGGCUCCCAGGACCUCGGCAAGACUUACAACUGCUCCGUGAAGAACCGGGAAGGAUUCCAGACGCGCAGAGCGCAGCUUGAAGAAGAAGCGUCCCUGCCGUGGUCGGAGCUGGCUAGCGGUCUGGCCGUCACGCUGGUGCUGUCGCUGCUCGUCUCGGCGCUUUACCGCGUCUUCCGGCUGGAGCUGCUGCUGCUCUACAGGUCCCGCUUCGGUACCGACGAGCGCUACACGGACAAUAAGGAGUUCGACGUGUACAUGUCGUACGCCAGGAAGAGUGAGGAAGAGCAAUUUGUUCUGAGCACACUACGCCGAGUCCUGGAGAACGAUCUGGGAUACACCGUGUGCAUCUUUGACAGAGACAGCCUGCCGGGCGGGACCAUCACGGACGAGACGCUGAGCUUCGUGGCUCGCAGUCGCCGCCUGGUGGUGGUGUUGGGCCCCGGCUACGCUCGACAGGGCUCCCAGGCCCUGCUGGAGCUCAAGGCGGGAAUGGACGGCCUGGCGGGCGGCCACCUGCGCCUGGUCCUGGUCCAGUACAAGCGCAUGCGGCGGCAGGAGUGGGUGCGCGAGCUGAGGCGGGCGCGCGUGGCGCUGGCCACGGUGCGCUGGCGGGGCGAGCCCUCGCGGGAGCUGACGUCGCGCUUCUGGAAGAAGCUGAGGCUGGAGCUGCCCGUCAGGAGGCCGCCCGGCGCCCGUGGGGAUGAGGAAGGAGGCCAGGGGGCGGGGCUGAUGACCACCCCCAACCGGGACCAGUCUCCUCUCAACCCCGAGGCCUCGUGAGCUUGCCAUUUGUGCGGAAAGUGCAUCCAUUGCGCCUUUUCCUCCUUCAGCUGACUUGGGCAGAGGGGAGACCAAGCAAAGUGGUCGUCCAAAGCUCGCAAGCGUUCUGGAAAAUAUGCCGCCUGACAUUUCCUGAGCAAACUGGGUGCUGCCCCGAUGCGCUUUACUCUCAUUUCAUUGUCGCUGGUUGGCGCAACCCGAUGCAGGCCGCCCACCGAUGGCUUCACCCCUCCCAACGGCGGAAGUGGGCCGGCCGCCGAGCUACCGCGUGACGUCAGCCAGGGCGCGCCUCCGAGCACUGCCCCGACCCACCCAAGUCAAGGAACCCUGCUGACGUUUGUUUGAGCUCACAUCAGCAUUUGGGGCUCUGCCAAGCAGUCACCAGAACCAGGAGGAGUCAUUUCCGUGUCUCUGCUGCCACUGCUCCAAACUCUUUCUGUAUGCACUCACUCAUGUUAUCACCAAUAAAAAGACUCCAUCAAUCAAGAA
Syngnathus typhle (broad-nosed pipefish) is the source of this 2638-nucleotide messenger RNA. RefSeq names its product interleukin-1 receptor accessory protein. The coding region runs from base 308 to 2149 and encodes 613 amino acids. Gene Ontology annotation, molecular function: interleukin-1 receptor activity. The record is from RefSeq and is a predicted model, not a curated record. Lineage: Eukaryota; Metazoa; Chordata; Actinopteri; Syngnathiformes; Syngnathidae. Gene Ontology annotation, biological process: signal transduction. The transcript is spliced from 11 exons.